GUGGGCGGAACUGAAAGAGCGCGGGAAAGGCAGUGUAAUGGCGCGGUGAUAGCUGUUACAGUAUUUGUCAAUUUCAAGCCCGGCUGAAAGUAACCAUUGCAGCGCCAGAUCACAAGCACUGAGUCGCCAGUCAUUUAGUUAUUGAUUAACUGGAAUAUAAGGGUUGGGUUGGGGUGGGGUGAAUUGUGAAGAUGGACAGUUUCCAGAAAGUGGAGAAGAUAGGGGAAGGGACGUACGGUGUGGUUUAUAAAGCCAAAAACAAAGAUACGGGAGAAGUGGUGGCCCUGAAGAAAAUCCGACUUGACACGGAAACUGAGGGUGUGCCGAGUACAGCAAUACGAGAAAUCUCCCUCCUCAAGGAGCUGAACCAUCCCAACAUAGUCAAGUUGCUUGAUGUCAUUCAUACGGAGAAUAAACUCUAUUUGGUCUUUGAGUUCCUGCACCAGGAUCUGAAGAAGUUCAUGGACGUCUCCUCGGUCACUGGGAUCCCGUUGCCACUCGUCAAGAGUUACCUAUUCCAGCUGCUGCAAGGGCUCGCAUUCUGCCACUCUCACCGGGUGCUUCACCGUGACUUAAAGCCCCAGAACCUGCUGAUCAAUGCCGAAGGUGCAAUUAAGCUCGCUGACUUCGGACUAGCGCGAGCUUUCGGGGUGCCUGUUCGCACAUACACCCACGAGGUUGUCACGCUGUGGUAUCGUGCCCCUGAGAUCCUCCUGGGAUGUAAAUAUUACUCCACCGCAGUCGACAUCUGGAGUCUUGGCUGCAUCUUUGCAGAAAUGAUCACAAGGAGAGCCUUAUUCCCUGGAGACUCUGAGAUUGAUCAGCUGUUUCGCAUAUUCCGAACCCUUGGAACGCCAGAUGAUUCCAUCUGGCCAGGAGUGACAUCCAUGCCUGAUUACAAGCCCACAUUUCCAAGGUGGAUUCAACAGGAUCUUAGUAAAGUGGUCCCCCCUUUGGAUGAAGUUGGCAGGGAUCUGUUGGCGCAAAUGCUUCAGUAUGAUCCAAGCAAGCGCAUCUCGGCAAAGAGUACCCUGUCCCAUCCUUUCUUCCAAGAUGUGACCAAACCUGUCCCUCACCUUCGAGCUUAAAAUUCAGCUGAUCAAUUGCUGCUCUGAAAAGUCUGAGAAGUCUCUCGGAGGGAACUGACGAAGGUGUCUAUUCUCAUACUGUCUGCCCAGUCUUUCUUCCCAGAAGUGCCAAAGAUCCAUUUGUUGGCCACUAACAUCUUUUGAGCUUUUAUUUACAAAUUCUAUCCGAUCUUUGUGAACAUUCAAAUUUAACAUUUUUUAUAUUGAAGUAUUUUUUAUAUUCCUUCGAUAAAUGGAUGACCUCCAGUUAGCCUACCUCAUGGGACUAUAACUAACACAGUUUGAUAGCUUCUGGAAAGUGUCUGUGAAUCCAUUGUAAUACGGAGAGACAGAAUAAUUGUGCAGUUGUGCUUUAGUUCUCUGUUCCUAAAGUAUGCUAUGAUUAUUUUGACCCAUUAACCAAAAUACUAUUUAUUUUAAGAACUGACAUCCUUUCAUCUAAAAGAAAACUAAUCUCCAUUAAAAAAAAUGGCCUAAUGGUGCAGAGAUGCAAAUCUCCAUCUUUGAGCUACACAAACCAAGAAGCUCAUAGUUUGAGUCUUCACAUUUUACUGAUUUCAGUUGGGAAAGGUUGGGAAAGAUGAAAAGGCCAUGAUUUCACUUCCUGGUUACUAUCCAACAUACCUCACUGGCAGUUUGCACAUAGGAAUAGAUAAUAACAUGAAUGCAGUACUCCCCACAGUGGGAUGUUUAACCAACAUUCAUUGUCCAGUCUGGCUUGUGAAGAGUGGCCUUUCAGACAAGGUAGAAACUGCUCAGUGAGCUUGAAGAGUGAGUGGAGAGGAGAGUAACAAUUAAGUUUAUUGAAUAACCAAAAUAGACUGUGCUGUAGGUCAGUUGUAAAACUAAGCCACAAAGAAAUCUGGUGCUAAAUUAGCUCAUCUUGGCCAGUUUUGCAGUGAGUUCACAGUAAUUAACCACAGUUUUACUGGGCGAGGAAAGAGGUAGGAAAGUUGGCCUGGGCUUGGUCACCACAUGGGUAUCUCCAGCAGAAAAAGUGUUUGUGUGAAUGUCUGGUGAAUAUUGGGUGAAGCAUGUCAAGAAAGGAGAGGGAUGGGGAUUGAUGGAUAGUUUGUUCAUCAAAAGACAAAGGUAGAUUCCUCAAGAUUACAUAGAUAAUACUUUAUAAGAAUUGAUUAGACCAGUCAUGUGUUCACCUAGCAGAUUUAUAUUGUAGUUGUAGCAGGUAGUUAUGGUUAGUCAGGAUGGUCACUUUAGAUUACUACACCAUGAUUAAGUCAGUCCAAUAAUAUAGAUUUGAGGUGCUUUUGUCUCUCCCUGUAGGAAUGUGACUGCUGUCAUUCAGUCAUGAAACAACUGCUGAUACUUGAGGGAUAGACUGUGCUGUAGGUGCAGAUGGUGAAUCGAUCCUUCUCUUUCUUGGUGGUCUUGGUCGUGACUCCAGUUGGGAUGUUGGCACAAUUUCAAGGAGCAAAUACUGGUCUAGCGUUAGUGAAGAAUUCUGAAAGGAAUAGAGAAAGCACAUGUAACAAGCACGGUAAAUAAAGAGGAUAUUGAUCUGCACAAAGGAUCCAUAAGCUAAUGGUCAGAUACUAAAAUUGCAUGAAGUUUCUGAAUUGUCUGGCCUUUAAUUCCUGUUAAUUUACUUUGGGUUGAAUCUACAGUUCCACAAAAGCUUAAUUAGAACUCUACAACUUAAAGUGUCACUUCAAGAUAAUAUAGAAAUGUGCAUUUUUGAACUUUUGUAACUUUUAAUCUGUUGUAUGUAACUUCUACUCAUCUGCAUAAGGGCAAUUUUCCAGUGUUUUGAGACUGGUUAUAAAUAUUAUUAGCUUUACACAAGCUCACCUGAAUUCUUAUUGAAGUUUAACCAGCACGGUGUGAGUGAACACAAUCUAACUGCUCAUUUACCUUGGGCUAUUUGUGCCCAAUUCAGCCUCCAUUAGUAGAAGAUCAAAUACUUGAGAUAAUUGGCCUAUGAUGGUGCUUUGAAUUGAGGGACAAUGUGUCUUACAACCCAAGCAUACUGGGCAAUUACAUGAGUGCACAGCCUCUGCUGUACUUUGUUGAUGAUUUUUCAAUUUGCCCAUGGUUUGGAUCCUGAUGGUCAACAAAACAAGACUUCUCCCUCAGCAUGUCAAACCCAGUAAGGUGGUAAAUAAGCUGAUGAGGAAACCAGUGAGGCCUAAAUCACUAUGUCACCUCCCUGUGACGUCUACAAAUUGUUUAAAAAAAGUUAUGGUCACCUAAUUAUUCCCGAGAUCCAACUAUGUCUUUUGGGGAAAAUCUGGGAUGCAGCAACUCAUCCCAGAGUUAUUUUCCUGCCUGUAGACCGCUAAGGAAAAAAAACAGAAUGAGAUCAUUGACAAAAUGUAUAAAGUGGUGAAGAGUCAAGAGGGCCCUUAGUGACUCAGUGGAUAAAAGUCGCUGUUCAGUAAGGAGCUGAGCAGCACAGUAGAGAAAAAAUCCCUGGUUUAGUCCUCACCUGUACUGAGUUAAAUGAUGAUGGUGCCCGGGCUAGAAAAGAGGGAUACUGCAGUAAAUUUUGUCUCUUGUUCCAUUGUAAAGUUCCCCAGCCAUCCACUCUCCCCUUGGUUCAACUUACUAACUUGUCCCAUGCUGUAGUAACUAAUCCAUUUCAGACCAAGGCUUGAGGUAUUUUAUAAAGAAACCACAAAUAACUGAGUGUAUAUUUUCAAACCUAACUGUCCAUUUUACAUCUGAAAAGAUUUAUUUAGAUUUAUUGUGCAGAUAGAAAUUAAUUAAGGAAUGUUGUAAACUCUGGUUCCCUUGGUGACCUUUUUCUGUGCUCCUCCACUUUGGGACACUGCCUGACUCUCCCACUAGCCAAAAUAGUGGUCUUAAAUGUAGUAUUUACUAUUAUCACCAACUUUUGAGUCUGGGGAUGAGCUCUGUUUGAUUUUUCUUUUAAAACUCGAGGAUUUGUGAGAUUUGCAAUUGCCAAUGUUUUAAACUUGUUGGAAAAUUAAAAAUAUUUGUAGACUAAG
Molecule: messenger RNA, 4057 nt
Organism: Pristis pectinata (smalltooth sawfish)
Lineage: Eukaryota; Metazoa; Chordata; Chondrichthyes; Rhinopristiformes; Pristidae
Gene: cdk2
Product: cyclin-dependent kinase 2
Exons: 7
Coding region: 192-1088 (298 amino acids)
Biological process (GO): protein phosphorylation; regulation of G2/M transition of mitotic cell cycle; signal transduction
Cellular component (GO): cytoplasm; cyclin-dependent protein kinase holoenzyme complex; nucleus
Molecular function (GO): ATP binding; cyclin-dependent protein serine/threonine kinase activity; cyclin binding
Source: RefSeq, a predicted model, not a curated record